Messenger RNA from Prionailurus viverrinus (fishing cat), 4527 nucleotides. RefSeq names its product family with sequence similarity 110 member B (gene FAM110B). The transcript is spliced from 8 exons. The record is from RefSeq and is a predicted model, not a curated record. The coding region runs from base 1930 to 3042 and encodes 370 amino acids. Lineage: Eukaryota; Metazoa; Chordata; Mammalia; Carnivora; Felidae.
GAACCAUCGCGGCCGCCGCCGGCCGGGCCCUCCACGGCCUUGCGUCCCGGGCCGCCUCGGCUCGCGCGGGCAGCUCCGUAUCCGUGGCCCCGCGGAGGCGGCGCGAGGACUCGGCGGCCCCCGCGGCCCGCGCUCGGCCCUCCGGCGGCGCCGGCGGCCCGGACCCCGUGUGUGGCGGGCCCGACCUUCCUACCCGUCGUCCCCGGGAGCUUGGCGCCCGGCCGGGGACCGCACCGCCCGGGGCCGGGGAGCGCGGCCGAGAAAUCCCCAGUUGGGCAUCCAGAGCGCCUACCCUGUUCUUUCUGCAUCUUGAAUCGAGCGUUAACAGGACACUCUAAGGUCUGAAGGGGAAAUAGAAGGCUUUUGGUGGUUAAUGUGUGUUCCAGCAUGAUAAGGACAGAUGAUCCCCUCCUUCCUGGUGCCCUUGCCAUCCCCGUCACCGGAGCAGUUGCAGGGUACUGUCCUACGACCCGGACCCGAAGAGAACAUCCUCUCCACGGCGGUCUUGGGCUCUGAGGGCUAACGCAGGACACAGAGCUCCGAGCGAAGAAGUCUGUGCUUUCAGUGGGAACGAUCUGCCUUUCUUUCCCAUCCGGAGCUGAUAUUGCAUGCUGCAGAGAGUAGCUUAAGGUAGAAAGGAUUCCCUGUGACUUCUGCCUACCGUCCAUAAAAUACUCAUUCUUCUUUCAAUGCGUGCUUCCGAAGGUUAGAUGGCGUGGAACAGAUGGGAGUGCCUGCGGGAGCCAUCCUGAGCGUCUGCCUCUGUUUACCCAUUGCCUCGCCUUUUUUUCCACGAAGAAAGCAAACUGUGAAAGCAAGACAGGGAGCUUUCUGAGGCGGGUGCCCGGGUAUUUAAAUAAACUGGUGUCUGCCAGUCUUGUGAGCCGAAAGUAAUGAUUUUUGUUUCGUGUUCUCAACGACACCAAAGCCCGCCUUAACAGACAGGGCCAUGCGGUACGGUCAGAUGUACCGCCCCUGUCCCCUCUGUGGACACGGUUGGAAACUCCAGAGGUAACUAAUCAGCGGAGACGUUACACAUGCUGGGAAGAAACGUCGCCUGUCCUGGGGGCAGCCUGCUGUCGCGCACUCCGUUUGUGAUGGAUUGCCUCUGACCCCAGGCUCUCCUGCCUGUUCUGGCCCUGAGCCCCUCUGUGAAGCGAGCCCCAGUUCAUCUUCCCAGGAAGGUGGACCCAGGAGGAGCUCCAUACCGUAGACUUGGCUUUCGGGAGAAAGUGCUUUCAAAUAUAUGGGUUGUCCAAAGUCAGAUAACUGAAACCUGCUUUUAAAAAACUUGUUUCCAUCUCUGCUGCCAAUCCCGUGGCUCGCCCCGUUAUCUUCAGCUUUUGAAGAGUGAAGGAAGCGCUCCUUUCAGACGUUACUUGAGCGGGUCGGUAGGAAGAAACCCCGAAGCGUUUUUGUGCCGGCCGCCCGCCGCCGGAAGGAAGGAGACGGCGCUCCCCGACUCCCCGACUCCCCGACUCCCCGACGCGGUCGCCGGCGCGGAUGCGGGAGCCUCGCAACGCCGCGGGGUUCAGGGCCCCGGGGACCCGGCCCUGGCCAAGCCCGCAUUUCCACACUCACCCAGGAUUUGCUGGGUUUGCUCUGCCUGCAGUCGAACACAAAGACCCGGAGGAGACUCCCACGUCGUUCGGGGAGAAGAAAGGAGGCGGCCGGGCGCAUCAGAGGCACUCGUGGCUCGUGGCCUUCCGGAGAGGGGGGCGAGCGGAUCGGAGGCGGGGGGCGCGGGGGGCGGUCGGCGAGCCGUGAGAUGAGGCGCCGCCGCCGCUGCUGCUGCUGCUGCUGCUGACGACUCCCAGACCCCAGGCUCCGUGCGCCGCCCUGCGUGCUUCAUGUACAUGUGUCUGCCCCGCGCACCCGGAGGCGCCCAGACGAGAAUCCAACACGGCUGCCGGGGAGAGGCCACCCACCAUGCCCACGGAGACGCUCCAGACAGGUAGCAUGGUGAAGCCGGUCAGCCCCGCGGGCACCUUCACCUCGGCCGUGCCCCUGCGCAUCCUCAACAAAGGCCCCGACUACUUCCGCAGGCAGGCCGAGCCCAACCCCAAGAGACUCAGCGCCGUGGAGAGGCUGGAGGCCGACAAGGCCAAGUACGUCAAGAGCCAGGAGGUCAUCAACGCCAAGCAGGAGCCCGUGAAGCCGGCCGUGCUGGCCAAGCCGCCCGUGUGCCCCGCGGCCAAGCGCGCCCUGGGCAGCCCGACGCUCCGCGUGUUCGGCGGCCACGCCAAGACCGAGAGCGGCGUGCAGAGGGAGACCCUGAAGCUCGAGAUCCUGAAGAACAUCAUCAACAGCUCAGAGGGCUCCAGCUCGGGCUCGGGGCACAAGCACAGCGCCCGGAACUGGCCGCCCCACCGGCCGGACUCCGCCGACCUGCAGCGGCACUCGUUCGCCGAGUCCCUGAAGGUGUACCCCACGCAGGGCCGCGGCAGCCCGCAGGAGGGUGGCUCCCACGGGGGCCGGCGGCUGCUGGAGCCGGCGGCCGAGUCCUUCCUCCACGUCUCGCACAGCUCCUCGGACAUCCGCAGGGUGACCAGCGCGAAGCCCUUGAAAGCGAUCCCCUGCAGCAGCUCCGCGCCCCCCCUGCCUCCCAAGCCCAAGGUCGCGGCCGCGGCCACCGCCAAGUCCCCCGAGGCCGACGCGGUGGAACCGGCCUGCGGCGUCAGCCGGAGGCCCUCGCUCCAGCGGUCCAAGUCGGACUUGAGCGACCGGUAUUUCCGGGUGGACGCGGACGUGGAGAGGUUCUUCAACUACUGCGGACUGGACCCCGAGGAGCUGGAGAACCUCGGCAUGGAAAACUUUGCCCGGGCCAACUCCGACAUCAUAUCCCUCAACUUCCGCAGCGCAAGCAUGAUCAGCUCAGACUGCGAACAGUCUCAGGACAGUAACAGUGACCUUAGGAAUGACGACAGUGCCAAUGACCGGGUGCCAUACGGCAUCUCUGCCAUCGAAAGAAACGCGAGGAUCAUCAAGUGGUUGUAUAGCAUCAAACAAGCCAGAGAGUCACAGAAGGUCUCCCACGUGUGAGACAGAAAGGCGUGCGAAGGAGGGAGGGGUGGGUCUCUGUCUGUGCAUCCACAGUCGUGAAGGGUGUGAGGUCUCCUUGAAGUGUUGUGAGCUUCUCCACUCUCUUUGUGUUGCUUGUUGUGCAAUGUUUCCAAGUUGCAUGCCUGUCAACAUGGGGACCGACCCGGCUUCCACGUCCACCAUGGCUGCAGAGCCCGGCUGAAUGCACGUCACCUGCCAAGAGUUUGCGGCCAGAAUCCAGAAUCCAACUAGGGCUUCGAUCUUUUGAGCAAAACUGUUUACACGAAAAACGGUAGACAACUUCUUCGAUAUUUAUGUGGUUCUUGUGUUUUUCUAUCCCGCGCUAUUGUGUCUUAAUUAAAAAUCUUAUCCACUGGCUUUUAAGUUGAGAGGAGAACCGUUUCGAAGUAAAAAGCCAAUUUGCCUACACGCGAGACCCAAACAGUGGGGAAGGAAAUGGGAUCUGCUACCAAGCGGAUAACAGUGACUGACCUGAGUGAGAGAACCAGGCUGGGUUUUCUGAGGAAGAACAGCGGUGAGCCUGAUGUUAAGCGUUCGCGUAUUGGAAUUCUCCUGCCACUCGUUAAAGUAAUGGGGCAACCGUGCUACGUUCUGUGUCCGACUCCGUGUGUAAAAUGUUGGUGCUUCUGUGUAAUACUGACCCCGAGGAAAGACAAUCAGAUACAACGAGGGCGAUUAAAUCUAGGAGUCCGGGGGUUGGGGGUUUUGUUGAUGUUCUGAUUUGGGUUGAUUCCAAAAUUCCUACUAUUAAUCUUUUGACGGGAAUGGCCAUCCUAAAGCUGAUACUAAAUGUCUUAAAAACCAAAACAAAACAAAAAGGUUUUUGAUCAAGAACUGAUUCUAUGCUGAUUCUCUUCCCUCUCUCCUCCCCUUCCUGCGUUGUUGAUUUAUUUGGGAGAGGGGGGUGGGGCUUGCGCAGGUUUGAGUUCUCUGAAGACAUAAACACAAAUGGAAAUACCAGCCAUAUCAGUAUAGAGCCUCCCAUGCAGAAGUGAAUACCUUCCGUAGCUGAACCAUAUCCGAGCAGUGCGAUUGUGUUGUCUUGCCUAUGUUAUUCUCUCAGGCUGUGGACCUUUGUUACAGCUCUAGGAAACUGUAGAGACAUGAUGCCAUGUAGCUUCCCGCCCCCCCCCCGCCCCCCCCCCGCCUUUGGUCUCUAGUGCUGCCUAUCAACUUGUUCCCCGUUUUCCCCAGUAACCUGUCCCGCAGGUGGUUAGUUAGCUGUGGACCAGCUGAUAGUCGCUGUGCGGUCGCAGAGAGGUAAACGUGUGGCAGUCUGCUUCAUUGCUCUGUACUCAUGCCCCGAAGUUCUCAGCAGCACUACCUUAGACUUCAUCGGCUAAUGGGAAACUUUUUAUGGUGUAAAUGCUGUAAGACUUUGUACAUACUUCAGUUGUUAUGAAAUCUUUAAGAAACAAACAAAAAAAAAGUUACGCUAAUAAAUAGCUCUGGUGCAGGCACUAA